GAUGUCAUCAAAAGUGUAUUCAUGACGCAUGCUGCCAACCGAUACAAGGACGUUAUUCACAGGAUGAGAGAGAAGGACGAAAAACAUACCUCGAUCAGCCAAGAUAUCUGGGAUUCUUGGAAGGCCUUCUGGGCGUCAGAGGACGAGGAGAAAAAUUCUGAUGUAGCUCGCGCUAAUCGGAUGAGCGAGCCUGCUGGAGCCGGUUCCGGACCAGUACGCCAUACAGGAGAAUCCCGUUCCGCCAUCCGACAUAUGGAUGUGUUGGCUGAAGAGCUCGGCCGCAAGCCUACCGCAACGGAGCUGUAUACUCGGAUGCACUCCACGAAAGCUGAUAAGGGUGUCAUGGUAGACAAGAGGGCCCAGGACAUGAGUGAUGCAAUUGCUCAGAGACUUGCUGCUGCAUCGCAGCCGCCGACCGGAGAUGGUGGUUCUUCUAGCACAGCGGAAGUCGACGAGACCUAGCUAUUUCUAGAUAUCGAGGGCGUCAACAAGAAGCGGCGUGUCUACGGGUUGGGUUCAGCGACUAGUGCGUACGUGGAUACGACGACGUCUAGUAGGGCGAGGACCAGGUCCACAC
Molecule: messenger RNA, 577 nt
Organism: Mercurialis annua (annual mercury)
Lineage: Eukaryota; Viridiplantae; Streptophyta; Magnoliopsida; Malpighiales; Euphorbiaceae
Exons: 3
Coding region: 22-462 (146 amino acids)
Source: RefSeq, a predicted model, not a curated record